AUGGCAAUCACUGCAACUGAUGCUGAUGAACCGGGGAAUGAAAACUCUCAGAUUGCCUACAGCAUCAUAGAUCAGAAUCCACCCAGUAACAUGUUUUACAUUACCAAUGAUGGGACCAUCUUUGUUAACAAGCCUUACCUGGAUCGAGAGAAAGUGGAUCAUUACACUCUGACAGUGAAGGGUCAAGACCGAAAUGGCGAAUCAGGGGGAAAUAGUGCAACUAGCACUGUUACCAUUAAUGUGCGAGACGUGAAUGACAAUCUUCCAACUCUGAAAAAAGAGGAGUAUGAGGGCAGCAUUAUGGAGAACACAGAAGGCGUGGAGGUGAUGAGAAUCAAAACAGAGGACCUAGACCUGGAAGGCACAGACAAUUGGGAAGCUGUGUUUGAUCUUGUUAAAGGCAAUGAGGCUGGAUACUUCAGCAUUAGAACUGACCCCAACACCAAUGAAGGCAUCCUAAUGCUUGACAAGGCAGUGGAUUAUGAAAAUGUGAAGGACCUUGACCUGGGACUAGUUGUUAGGAACAAGGCUCAAUUCUUUGAUGGAUCAAUGGUGACUAAAUUUAAAACUUAUCCAAUCAAAAUCAAUGUGAAGAAUGAGCCGGAGGGGCCACAUUUUCACCCUAAAGUCAAAGCUAUCCCAAUCUCAGAGGGAGGCCACUCCAUUAACAUUAAAGAUGUUAUUGCCCACUACUUUGCAUUAGAUGAAGACACUGGGAAACGAGCUGAGAAUGUCAGGUAUGCCAAAGGCUCAGACCCUGACAACUGGCUUAACAUCGACCCCAAAACAGCUGAGAUCAAACUAAACAAGAUACCUGACAGAGAAUCUCCAUUCUUGGUCAAUGGGACAUACUUUGCUAAAGUGCUCUGCAUUACAGAUGACAUGCCAAGUAAAACAGCCACUGGCACUGUAGCCAUCCAGGUGGAAGAUUUUAAUGACCACUGUCCCACCCUGACCAGUAAUAUCCAAACUAUGUGUACCACGGAUGAUGCUGUCAUUGUGAAUGCUAAAGAUGAGGAUGCAUUCCCUAAUGGACCUCCUUUUGACUUCAGUAUUGUCCCAGAAGGCACUAAUGGCAAGUGGCAGGUGGAGCAUCUCAAUGAUACUGCAGCUAUCAUAAGGGUUCAGGAGUCCUUGUGGCCUGGUUUCUAUGAAGUGGAAUUUGUAGUGAAGGAUGAACAGGGUGAGGCCUGUCCAGAACCACAGAUGAUGAAGGUUCAAGUUUGUACCUGUGAGGAUGGAGGGGUGUGUGGAAAACCCAGUGCCAAUGGAGGAGCAGAGUUGGGGCCUGCAGGCAUCGGACUGCUGUUCUUGGGCCUGCUGCUGUUAGCAC
This is a messenger RNA of Paralichthys olivaceus (Japanese flounder), 1333 nucleotides long. The record is from RefSeq and is a predicted model, not a curated record. NCBI's taxonomy places the organism in Eukaryota, Metazoa, Chordata, Actinopteri, Pleuronectiformes, Paralichthyidae.